AUGAUCCUCGAAAAAAUUGGGGCCUAUCACGAGGUUAAUGGUGCUGUUAUGAAAGAAUAUUUACAAAGAGUAUAUAAUAGUAUAUUAUCCCAUCCAGAUAUUAUGGCUCUAGGAGAGGGCAUAGCUCAAUUAUUAGUACAACAAGCCCAAAGUAUAGUUUUAAUGCAUAGAGCCGUUGAAAAUGUACAACAUCGACUCCAUAAAUCUCAGGAAGAAGUUAAACAGAGACUUUGUAAUUUCCAUCCAGUUUUAUCUAGAAUAGGUCCUUGGUUACGAUCUGGAUUACGAAUAGCUGAACAAAAGUUCAGCCAAGAAAACCAGUGGAGUGCACAUGAAGAGGCUUUAGCUUUAUGCAGUUCUGAAAGGUUAUUUCAGACUGUCUAUUUUCUAAAUAGAGACCUGGCCUUUAUGAGAGAGCGGGAACCGGCCUUAUUAAGAGAACUAAGUAAAGACAAAAUUCCAACUAGAAGUUUUUUAUGGCCAACACAGAUUUGGCUACCAACAAACUGGGUUAUUAGAAGAAAUUUUCAGGGACAGUCAGAAGUUGUUCCAACUGUUUUGAGUAAACAGGUUACUAGUAUAACUACACCUAGAUCAGAUCCAAGUCAACCGGUAUUUCUAGUUGAAAAAGAAAUAGUACGAACAACAACAACUCGGUGGCCCUUGUGGCGAAUAUUUAAUUAUUUCCAUCGAACAUGGUGUUGGACCUGGAAUGCAAUGUUCUUUUUUGGUAUAGUUUUACCAUGGUGCAGUCCUGUAGGUCUCAGAGCAUUAUUUUCUGUAGAACCAUUUAUGCCAGAUUUAGAAUUAUCUCAAAUUAAUGGAACCUUGUUUCCUCGUAAAAGUAGUUUGACUUCUACAUUGACAUCUCGGUUAAUAAAUCUUUGGAGGCAUAUUUCAAAGUCUCGGACUCAUUUUGAAACAAAACCAGAUACGGGUUUCAUUGGAAAAGGUUUAACGAGACAUAUUAAUAGAAUUUGGAAUUAUUUUAUUAAAGGUGUAUUUGGUACUAUUGGAUUAGUUGUUAUUUUUCCUAUAGUAUGCCUUGGAGUUAUAUUAUCAAGUUUGUUUAUUGCAAUAACAUCUGUAAUCUGGAUGCCAAUAUUAACUUUGGCAAUACAAGUUACUAAUGCUCUUAUAUAUGAUUUGGAUAGUUCUGAACAGAAGAGAAAUAGAUACUUCAUACUCUGCGAAGCUCUCUUAUGGAAUAUGACUUUACAAGGUUUAAUACAGCCGGUGACAUCUCUAUUUGUAGCAGUUAUUGUUUGUCCUUUUGUAUCAUUCUUAAUAUUAGCAGGUGGAGUAACAAGAUACUGGCUUCGUUUGCUUUGGGAUGCCAUGAUUUUUCAUGUAAUUAUUAAGAAACGGGGACGAGUUCCAGCAAGUGAUAGUUUUGUAGUUAAAAGAAUAGCUGGACCGGGCCUUGCAUCAGAUUAUUAUUUUCAAAUUAGUCCAGAACAAGCUCUGGCAGCAUUCGAAGCAAAAAUGGAAUGGGAUGAACUUGCCGUUUAUCAAACAGAUAUAGAAAGUACGAUAAUGCAACCCCAAAAGGACUUUAGUCAUUUUGUGGAGGCUUGCUUUGGAAGCUUUUCUGCACAACUUUCUAAAAAUGGACCAUAUAAGAACUUGGAGAAAGAAGCUCAAGAUUUGUUAACUGUAUUACAUGAAAAACUGGAAAGGCGGAGAAGAGAUUUGCAAACAGGUCUCAGUGUUGUAGUCAAAAGUAAAAUUAAAUUGUCUACUCCAGAAUUAAAGAUUGCUAUUCAACAAGGUGCUUUGAUGCUGGAACGUUUCUAUCCUACCCAUAUUUUACCUAAAUUAGGUUGUACCGAAGAACAGUUUUGGGAAAGUAGAGCUCUGAGUGUGGGUGAUUGGGCUGGACUUGCUGGCCUUUUAUAUUCAGAAACUUUUAGUUUAGAUAUUCUUACACCAUUAGCUCAUACAGAUACUUGCUUUAGACUUGAUCCUCACCCUCAAGCUGAUAUAACGAGAUAUACUGAAAUGGUACAGUGUGCUCAGCUUG
Messenger RNA from Anoplophora glabripennis (Asian longhorned beetle), 2023 nucleotides. RefSeq lists its product as uncharacterized. NCBI's taxonomy places the organism in Eukaryota, Metazoa, Arthropoda, Insecta, Coleoptera, Cerambycidae. The record is from RefSeq and is a predicted model, not a curated record. The annotation marks the transcript as partial. The transcript has 6 exons.